GCCAACCAUUUACCUUUUUCAAGUAGCUAUUCGGCUCACUCGUGAGAUCAAGACUGUAGCCACACCAUUUUUGAAGCUGCUAGUUCUGGGUUCUUUUCCAACUCACCCCUUUGUAAGCCCUGGCCUUGGAUCAUCGGAUGCCAGUGUAGGUGUAGCUCUGUGGCCCCGUGGGGGACAUGCUCGCGCUACGAGGAAGGGACCUACUGUUUUGUACCACCAACUAAAGUUACUUCGCGGAGACUGACAUGGCCGAUGACACUGUGCCCGUUUAGAGAGACUUUUAGCUGCUCAGAGGUAAUCCCUUCCGGCAGUAUGCUCAGGGUGACCAGCGGCGCGAGAUCGGUUGCUCGUAGGCAACAAACAUAAACCUUUGUCUUGUUAUUACUUUAAUAGCUAGUAUUUGCUACAGUUCUUUCGGUGUCCGCGUAGAUCUACGAUGGGUGACUCUGGCAGAUCACCCGUGCACUCCUUUCGACCUCCAGCACGCUUGGUGGUGGUUCAUGGCUCUCUCCUGUUUGGUACAGACUCCAUCAACGCACUGUGUGAGAGUCUCUCCAAGGUGACUGCUCUGGCUCUCAGCCUCUCUGGUGUGUGCCGAAUCCCGUUCCUGGGACUAUCCGCUACCUGUAUGGCUUACCCGGCUGUGUUCCCACUGCAACACUUGCGAGUGGGCAGUUUCUCUAAGCUGCAGGAGAGCCUAGACCUGGUCAAGUCCUCAUUGCUGCACACAAUGUCCGACAGUGACCAUGCUGCCACUCGAGAGCUGUUCCAGGCAGUGCUGACGGAAGCACUGAACCAGCACCACGAGCAGAGUGCAACCUUACACCAGCUGGUUGGAUAUUUGCCACAACUGGAAGUGUCGGUUAUCACUCCACUACAACCAAAGCCAGCCGUUACGAUGCUCAGCCAGGCAGCUCAGAAUGUGGACUUGCAGAUGAUCAAGAAACUCCAACUCAUCUGCAUCACAAGUGACAGCAAUGAUCCUGAAACUGCAGGUCAAGCGGAGAGCCCAUUUAAUGAGAGCCAAGGCAAGGAGAGUGACUCCAGCAACAGCUCCUGUGCAGAGAUCAUUGAUGUGGUGAGCAUUACACCAGAUGUAUUGCAGUUUGAGAACAUUUUCAAGCAGUGGUUGCAAGAUGACAGCACUGAGAAAGAACAUGUCCAUAUCCACAUGCCAGCAGAGUCCCAAUCAUCAAGACCGUACACGCUAAAGUGUGACAUCCUGGAGAGAAUCCUACCACCAGCUCAACUUCCCGGCGCAUCUGAAUUUACCUUACACACUGCAACAAGUGGUGCACCAGCCCGGCCAACAGGACGUCACACUUCCGGUCACUCGGGUCUCAAUCUGAGCAAGAGCUCCAGUAGUACGUCUCACGCCCAGCUGCACGGUGAUGCGCGCUGGCCGCAUCAUCUGAAAAGCAUUGCACUCGUCAAGACCAGCGGUGUAUGUGACUCUGUGAUCUUUGGUUCGCCACUGUUUUUACGACCGACUGCCUGCUGGAAACUGGAUUGGGAAGAACUGGACUGUAAUCAACGACGAUUCCAUGCACUGCUUCAACUACUAAGUGAACAGGGCGAUGCAUUGAUUUUGGCCCAGGAGGUUGCACUACCAGUCGCCAGUGGAGGUGUGAAGCCUAUGGCACACUUCAUAGCAAUGGCGUGUCCGAAUAGCUCAGCACUUCUACUCCGGCCCGUGGCUAUUGGAGACAUUCUACUGCCGGCAGCGGACGUAUCACAGACAUUACCAUCAGUACCGACUGAAGAUUCGGAGCUUGUCAAGAACAGCUUACAGAAGCUUGAAGUCCUGGAGACGUACAACCCGCUGUUGAUGCCUGGCUUCAUGAUGAAAUCAUUGGUAGCUGGGUUGUUGAAAGAGUCUAGCAUGCAAGCUAACAAGACAGCUACGGCUGCCGGAAAGAAACGCCGUGGGAUACAGCGACCAGCAUCUGCGGGUACAACAAGCAAGAAAGUGGACCGGGGAUUCGGUCAGUUUGACAGCGCAGCAUCAAAGUAUCAAUCGGCAUUCAAAUCACCUGGCAUGGCUCCCGGCACCAGCAGCAGCAAGUACAGAAGCACAUCGCCUGUGAGCUCUGCCCAGCCUGCCGGCCAGCAACGUUACAACCCACUAGCCAUGGCUGGCAGAGGUGCUGCAGCACAAACCACUGCUAAAGGCAUGCGGAGAUAGAAAUGACUGAGUGUUGCCGAGCAUCACCGGAAUUAUUUUUCAGCUCGAUAUUUCCGCUCCUAUAGAUUCAUACUGCAAAACCAAGUGCAGGGACGUAAGUCGUUCUGUGUUAGUUCUUCCAAAAUCCUGAUUGAGAUGCACAAAGAUUUUUUUCUUCCAUUUUGGCAUUCAUGAAAUUUAUGCAGGAUUUACUUUAGUAUUUUCACCAGUUGCACAUCCUGGUUAGACUUAGAGGGCACUGUACUGUAUUGCAUACUCACACUCCGUAUAAUGACACACACAGGUUUCCUUGUGGGACUAUUCUAUAACCGCAUUCAUGUUGCCUGUCUGCUGGCAGGCAGAUGGGAGUGAAGAAGAGGAGAGUGUCUUAUGCACCGUGUGCACCAUCUA
Molecule: messenger RNA, 2575 nt
Organism: Sycon ciliatum
Lineage: Eukaryota; Metazoa; Porifera; Calcarea; Leucosolenida; Sycettidae
Product: meiosis 1 arrest protein-like
Exons: 15
Coding region: 437-2185 (582 amino acids)
Biological process (GO): spermatogenesis; male meiosis chromosome separation; meiosis I
Source: RefSeq, a predicted model, not a curated record